Leptosia nina is the source of this 1149-nucleotide messenger RNA. The record is from the annotation of a GenBank genome assembly. NCBI's taxonomy places the organism in Eukaryota, Metazoa, Arthropoda, Insecta, Lepidoptera, Pieridae.
AUGGACGAUUACAACGAUAGUCUAAUCUUCAACGACACGGAAAGCUAUAAGCCCUAUUCACAACGACCGGAGACCUACAUUGUGCCCAUACUUUUCGCAUUCAUCUUUAUUAUCGGCGUCGUUGGGAAUGGCACACUUGUUGCUGUGUUCGUGCGGCACAAGGCUAUGCGAAACGUCCCUAAUACAUACAUCCUCUCUUUGGCGUUAGCUGAUCUCCUGGUAAUCAUAACGUGUGUGCCCUUUACAUCCAUUGUCUACACCCUGGAGUCCUGGCCAUGGGGAGACACCGUAUGUAGAUUAUCAGAAGCCGCAAAGGACGUCAGUAUUGGCGUAUCCGUUUUCACCCUGACAGCGCUAUCGGCUGACCGGUAUUUCGCUAUUGUUGAUCCGUUGAGGAAACUGCACGCUACAGGUGGUAGCAAGCGAGCAACUCGGCUCACUGUUGCUACGGCGAUCGGUAUAUGGCUGUUAGCUGGUGCUAUAGCUACGCCCGCGUAUGUCGGAUCCUAUCUAAGAGAGUUCGUCGUGAAUCCUACUAAAAAGUUCCUCGUAUGCUAUCCGUACCCCGUGGAAUGGGGGGAGAGUUACGCCCGCACGAUGGUCCUCAUGAAGUUUCUGGUAUACUACUCGCUGCCCCUGGCAGUUAUUGCACUUUUCUACAUUCUGAUGGCACGGCAUCUCGUACUGAGCACACAAAACGUUCCAGGUGAAAUGCAAGGGACACAACGGCAGAUGCGGGCUAGAAGGAAAGUUGCUCUGACAGUUCUCGCUUUUGUCGUAGUUUUCGCGGCAUGUUUCCUUCCGACACACGUCUUUAUGAUGUGGUUUUACUAUUGCCCCACAGCCCAAGAAGAUUUUAACGCGUGGUGGUCAGCCCUGCGCAUCGUUGGCUUCUGUCUUUCAUUCUUGAAUAGCUGUGUCAACCCUAUUGCACUCUACUGCACCAGCGGUAUAUUUAGAAAGCAUUUUAACAGGUACUUAUUCUGCCGAACGACAUCUGCUCAUGGCACGAGAGGGUCACUUUCGUUGUCAACAUCAAGAAGGCUGCAUUCCAGCAGAAAGACUAAUAUCAGCAUGGUUCCGCGGACAACUAGUGUGGGUAGAGAGAGCAGCAUUCGUCUUCUGAAUAACGGAUCUUCAAAACUUUGA